This is a messenger RNA of Hydra vulgaris (swiftwater hydra), 1788 nucleotides long. RefSeq lists its product as uncharacterized. Lineage: Eukaryota; Metazoa; Cnidaria; Hydrozoa; Anthoathecata; Hydridae. The record is from RefSeq and is a predicted model, not a curated record.
AUGGGAUACCUUGUUAAACUCAAAGAAAUAGCGUUGUUGGAUUGCAUCAUAAAUGCAAUCCAACAACGCUCAGGUAGAAAACGUGUUUAUAACUUUGAAUAUUUGACUUUGAAAGAUUGUAUAACAUGUUCUAUAGAAAACAAUUUCUAUGUAAAUUAUUUUUUCAGAAAUAACAUAUCAGCUGCACCAGGAUAUCAAGAUGUCAAGGAACAAAUGGCUUCCCACGUUAUUAAAGAAAAGCUAUGCAGUGAAAGUGGUAACACCAUUUCAUUGAAGACAGGAGGUAGUAAGCUAAAAUUAUCUAUUGGAUCUGAGAAUACUCCAAAAACAACUAAUUUUACUCACAAAAAUCUUCUUUGCAUACAGAAUUCUCUUUCCUUAAGUAAUCAUCAAAUUAUAAAACUUGCUAAUAUGAUAAGAGUUGUUGAAAAAAGAAGAAACGCUGUAGAACCUGGACUGAAAGACUGUGUCUCUGAUUUGGAUAGUUAUCUUCUCCCAUUAUUUACUGAAGAAAAUAUUUUAUUUGAAUUUAAAAAUAAAGAUAAAACUUUGGAAUAUAAAAAUACUACAGUCGCGUACUGCAAUGAUGUUACUCUUUUUGUUAAACUGCUCCUGGAUCUUAAAUGUGUUGAUUCUAAGAAUCAGUUGUUUAAAAUUGCUGUUGAUGGGGGAAGUGGUUUUAUCAAAUUUUGUUUAAACAUAGUUGAUAUCAAUGAAAUUUUUGAAAAUUACGGCAAGUUUGACAUAGAUCACCUUAAAACAAAACCCGUAACAGCUUGCAGGGGUUCAUAUAAAGAUGGUCUAAUAAAGAAAUUCAAAGAUUCGUCAGUAAAUGCUUCAUUUCUUCUUCUGGUAGCUCCAGAGAUCCCAGAAAGAUAUUUUAACAUUAAAAUAUUAUUUGAAAAACUAAAUCUUGAUAAAGUUGAGCACAUUGGGGUAUGCGACAUAAAACUUAGUCAAAUUCUGACAGGUAUAUCUCCAAGUAGCAGUUCGAUUCAUCCCUGUUAUGUAUGUGAGUGGGAUAGAAGAGAAACUUGGAAAAAUGCUCCAUACAGAACCUUUGAGAGCUGUCAAGAAAACUAUACAAAAUUCAAAGAAUCUGGUUCAAAACCUAAGUGUGCACAACAUUUUAAGAAUUGUAUAAACCCUGUAUUAGUACAUGGAAACCCCUCUGAAUUUCUUAUAGAUAGACUUGUUUUACCGGAGCUUCAUAUAAUGGACGGAACAGUCAAUCAUGUAAUGGAUAACAUGGAGCAGAUUUGGUCGGAAAUGAGUAUGAAGGAGAUUUAUGAACAGUUGCAAAUUAUUAAGACUGGUCAGCAUGGUGGAAAAUUUAAUGGAAAUUCUUCUCGAAAAAUUCUUAAAAAGUGGGAAGUGUUUUAUGAUAAGCUGCCAAUUAAACUAAAGUCUUUUGGAGAAUGCUUAAGGUUAUUAAAUUUAGUUGUUGAGUCUUGCUUUACAUCCGGACUUGAUGAAAACUUUCAAACUAAUAUCGAAAAUUCAAAAGCCUGCUAUAAAAAGUUGAUGUUAGAACAUGGUAUUACUUUAACGCCAAAAUUCCAUAUCCUGUUCAAUCAUGUAUCUGAAUUCUGUAAAACAAAAAAAAUGGGCCUUGGAGUUUAUUCGGAGCAAUCUGGAGAAAGUGUUCACUAUCUCUUCAAAACUGCCUCAUGGAACCGCUACAAGGUGUCCGCAAAUAAUUCUAAUUAUGAACAUAAUUUAGUAAGGGCAUUAAGUUCUUAUAAUGGAAAACAUCUUGUUUCUCUUGGAAAUGUUGAUAUUUUUUAG